Molecule: messenger RNA, 3062 nt
Organism: Drosophila gunungcola (fruit fly)
Lineage: Eukaryota; Metazoa; Arthropoda; Insecta; Diptera; Drosophilidae
Product: ankyrin repeat and LEM domain-containing protein 1
Exons: 2
Coding region: 772-2913 (713 amino acids)
Molecular function (GO): protein binding; endonuclease activity
Source: RefSeq, a predicted model, not a curated record
UUAUAUAACUGUUGUUUUUUAGUUUUUGUAAAAAAAUUGAUGUUGUUUUCUUGAUAACUUGCAAUUGCUCGUUAAGCUUAAUUUUUGAUGCCAACGACCUGAAAUGCACUUUUAAAAUGCUGCGAAAAUGAAUGAUUAAUUUUCGAUGCGCCGUUCUUCGUAAAAUUGCUGUCCUCUACGUUUAUUUUUGUUAGUCACUGCGUUUGUUUACUAACAACGCGAAAACAAAAACAAAAACAAAAACAAACUCAAGUAGCAACAUCAACAACAAGUGACCUCAACGCGCUAUCGCAUAAGCAUAACAAGGGGCAUAGUAACCUUGGGCCCCAUUUUUUAGCGACGGUUACGCCUUUGGCGGGAACUAGUUUUGGUUUCAAGAGAGGAAAAAAGCAAAAUCUCAUAAAGCAACAACACGUGUUGCGCUCACAGAUCAAGCUGUUGUGGAAAGCGUAUCGCCAAGAGCGUGUCUUCAAGCCAAUUAUGUGCCAAAACUCAAAUGUAAUUACUCGCUGAGCCCAACCGGUUUUAAAUUUGGCGCUCAAAAAAUACGGUCCACCAAAAUACCAAUUAGCAAAUGGAAUUUCAAACAUGUGGCAUCUCUGUAAAAUGCCCGAUAUGGCCACACUUGAAAAACGCAGCAGCAGCAACAACAACAACAAAGUUGAGAAUUUAACAAUAAUUGAUUUGCAGUUUGCAAUUAAAGCGAGAGUGAGAGCGUGAGCGGGAAGAGAAAGUGCAUGGGCAAAAAUCGAUUUGAGAAGCAUCGCCGAGAUGGAGCAGCGGGCCAACUUCCUGGCCCUGACCCUUUUGGACGCUUUGGAGGACGAGAACGAGUCGGACAUAAUGUCGAUGCUGGAGCGGAAUAGCAUAAAUGCGGGCAUCGUGCCCUGCGAUCGCGGCCUGGCGCCCCUGCACUACGUGUGCGGCAUGCGGAACGCGGAGCUGGCCCAGCGCAUCCUGGAGCGGUUCCUCGAGAGCCCCGACCUCGACGUGGACGCCCUGUGCGAUGGCCAGACCACCGCGCUGCACAUCGCCAGCAUCUACGGGCGGGCCGAGCUGGUGAGGAUGCUGCUGGAGCGCGGCGCUCGAGCGGACCUGGCCGACGAGGAGAACAAGCUGCCCGUGCACUACGCCAUCGAGGAGUGCCACUUCGAGGUGCUGCAGCUGCUCCGGGACCACAUCUUCCGCACGAGACAGCGCCAGAAGAUGCAGAUGCAGAAGCAGAAGCAGCGGGUGGACGCACUCACCCCCAAUCAGCAGAGGUACAACCACGACGUGACCUCGCCCUACUACAUCAACAUCACCCACAGGCGGCAUCGGCCGCAGCCAAAGUUCCCGGAGACUGCGGAGCCCACGGAGACCGUAGAUGAUCCACCUCCCCCCCUGCCCGAUGAGGAGUCGGUGAACCUGUUCGCCCUGACCGAGGCCCAUCUCACCCAGCUCAUCCAGAGCCAGCGCGAGCAGCAGCCGGAGGAUCCCUACCAGCCAAAGCGGCGCACUCUCAUCGAGAGCUGGCGCGAGAAGGUGGCACGCUCGCGGGCCCGCCAGUCCCUGUUCCACCAGUACGACGAGCAUGUGGAGGCCUUGGUGGACGAGGCCAUGGGGCAGGAGGACUUCCGCUACGAGCAGCACCUGCAGCAGCAGCUGCGCGGCGAGUCCGAUGCGAAGGAUCAGCAGGCGGAGGGUGCUCCCUGCUCGGGUCGCCAGGUGUUCGAGUUGCUGGUGGAGCAGGUUGCCCAGGCGGUGGUCGUGGAGCCGGAACCGGAACCGGAGCCAGAGCACAGUUUUUUCACAGCUCAGGGUGAGGAGGAGCCCUCUGCUCGCCAGGAUGAGUACUUCCUGCAGAUAAAGGAGGCCUACGUCCACACGGACGACGAGAAUGGCUUGGUUUUCUACGAGGCAAAGUUCCUGCAGAACAGCGAGGAGCGGCAGCCUGCCGAGCCAGCUCCCAGGGAGAAGAAACUCGAUCUGGACAGCACCGUGAGCACGAAUCAUACCCUGCCGCUGGACUACGAAACGGACGCCCUGCGACGGGAGCUGACCCAGUUGGGAGCCCCGGUCGGCCCCAUUACCAAGACAACAAAGCGGCUGUACAUCAAGCAGCUGAUCAAGUACAAGAGGAACACGGAGGCGCUGCUUGCCGCCCAGAAGCAUGCCCAGGAGGCGCAGAUCCGGUACUCGGUGGAGCUGCAUCGCACGCUCCGAUCGCCGGAGGACUUCGCCAGGAUCAGCGACUACCUGCCCCACGAGGCAGCCUCAGCCGCGCAUUUUGCCAAGUCCGGCGUGCCCAAGAAGAGUAUGCGCGAGGGCCACCUCAAACAGAGCUUCAUCUACAUGCUCAUCGAUCCGCGCAUCUCGCGGAAUCUGCCAGGAGAGAGCGCCUUCCUGGAGAAGUUCGGGGUGUGGCAGCGGUUCCUCGACUCCAUUUUCUACGUGGGCAAGGGCAAGUCCUCGCGGCCGUACGCCCACCUCUACGAUGCCAUGCGCCAGCACACUCGCCUCCACCAGAAGCGGGACAAGGAGAAGUCGAAGCCGAAGGCGAAGGCGGAACGCGGCGGUGGAUUUCGCGCUUUGCAGCCGGAGGUUUUCCGAUCGCCGCCACCCGGGGAUGGCAGGAUGGGGAGCCGGAAGCUCGAGCGCAUCCUGGACAUCUGGCAGCAUGGCAGUGGAGUCGUCUGCCUGCACGUCUUCCACAACAUCUUGCCCAUUGAUGCGUACACCCGCGAGGCGUCCAUCAUAGACGCGUUGGGUUUGGCGCACCUUACCAACAUGAAGCGCGGCGACUACUACGGGCCCGCCCAGUCGUGGACGAUGAAACAGAAGAAGCAGCUGGGCAUCGCGCUGCUUCUCAAGGCCAUGCACAUCUACCUGGCGGAGGGAGAGUCCCAGCUGUCGCCCAGCGACCUCCUCUGAGAAGGGAACCGAUGUAGGGUGGAGCAGGACCUGGCAAUACGCACCAAGUACAAAGUGCAGCGGCGCAAUUCGAAAAUGUUCAAAGCUUGAUCUCAAGAUUAACUAUUGUAGAAAAUGGAAAAGGGGAUAGUGGAUAAAACUAAAUGGGA